AAAGAUACCAUAAUCAGCGCACUCAGUACUCGACCACCUAAUGGAGGGUUACAAGCUACUUUACGAUCGCCAUUCCACCCAGACCCACUCGAAUUCUCAGGAGAGGACCCAAAGGAACUCCCCUCAUUCCUUCGGAAGCUCCAGUUGAAACUCAGAAUGAAUAACGACUGGUGGACCUCGGAACAACAACGAAUGGGCUAUGUUAUUAGCCUACUCUCCUCAAAAGCAUAUAACCAGGUCGCACACGGUAUCAACGAUGAUGGUACAAUCUUACACCCGCAUGUGAAAGCUAUCACCGACAUCCUUACAAUAACAUUCGGAGACCUCAACGCCAAAGCAAGCGCAGCAAAACGUCUUAUAACCCUCGAACAAGGGACGUCACCUAUGGCCAUAUUCCUUCCAGAUUGGGUUGCUACCGCUAACGCUACGAAAUGGGACGACACUGCCUUGAUUGACCAUCUGAGAAAUGCAAUCCAUCCAGAAGUUCUCAACCGAAUCUCCUUUUUACGUGACGACGAUAUUCCUCAAGACCUCCCUAGGUACACAGAACUCGUCCGCCGCUGCGACUACGAAGUCCGUCAGGCCAACCCAGACUACCUUGAGAAGAACAAAGCAGGCAGUCAUACCCCGUACCCCUUUACACCUUAUACUCCACCCCCUGCCAAUGGAGGAGACGCAAUGGACCUGAGUGCAACCCUACCAGUUACGUGGCAAAGAAAGGACAUUGAGAACAAGCGCCGACCAAAGACAGAUGCUGAACGAGAGGCACGAAGAACGUACUAUACGGAACAUAGACUUUGCCAUUGGUGCGCCUCGCCGAAGCACUUUGCCCCGAAUUGUACCACAGCACCCUGGGCGACGGGAAAAGCCUAGUCUCCCUCACAAGUCGCCACGGGAGACGCGGCUAUAAGGACGAUUUACAGAUCUCUUCCCUAGACUCUAAUCAAGC
Hymenoscyphus albidus is the source of this 949-nucleotide messenger RNA. The record is from the annotation of a GenBank genome assembly. Lineage: Eukaryota; Fungi; Ascomycota; Leotiomycetes; Helotiales; Helotiaceae.